AUGCCGCGACCCAGCAGGGACUCCUACGGCGACCAAAAACCCCCUUACUCGUACAUAUCGCUGACGGCGAUGGCGAUAUGGAACUCGCCCGAGAAAAUGCUCCCUUUGUCCGAAAUUUACAAGUUCAUCACCGACCGGUUCCCGUACUACCGCAAAAACACGCAGAGGUGGCAGAAUUCGUUGAGACAUAACCUCUCUUUCAACGAUUGCUUCAUCAAGAUACCGAGGCAGCCCGACCGGCCCGGAAAAGGUGCCUAUUGGGCUCUCCAUCCGGCAGCUUUCGACAUGUUCGUCAACGGUAGUUUGUUGAGACGACGCAAACGUUUCAAACUCCUUAAAAGCGACAAGGAGAUCUUGGAGAACGAACUCGCGGCCCUCACCAACAUCAACAGGUUAUUUUUCACGCCACCGCCCGCAAAUCCAGCGGAAUUGGUGAACCCGGCUGCGUCGGUGGUACCAGGUGGUGGUAUCGUUCCUCAAUUGGAACCGGCUUCGCCGACCCUGGGUAAGACCGCCGGAGCGGAGUCCACGACCUGUAUCAGGCCCAAGAGGUCUUUUACGAUCGAGAGUCUGAUAUCUCCGGACAAACCGACGCCCGUGACACCCAGCGCGACCCAUUUAAUUCCUCACGUUCAUCCCUGGGUUCUGUCGUCGUGUUACGACCUGUCAGCGUACGCUUCGCCCAUGCUGAUGCAGUCCACGGCUUCCAAUCCUUACGAUUACGGGCUAGGCAGCAACAGCGAGGAAUUGUUCAGGGUGUCUCAGUUAUAG
Molecule: messenger RNA, 771 nt
Organism: Cylas formicarius (sweet potato weevil)
Lineage: Eukaryota; Metazoa; Arthropoda; Insecta; Coleoptera; Brentidae
Product: fork head domain-containing protein FD4-like
Exons: 1
Coding region: 1-771 (256 amino acids)
Biological process (GO): regulation of transcription by RNA polymerase II; cell differentiation; anatomical structure morphogenesis
Molecular function (GO): DNA-binding transcription factor activity, RNA polymerase II-specific; RNA polymerase II cis-regulatory region sequence-specific DNA binding
Source: RefSeq, a predicted model, not a curated record